This is a messenger RNA of Oreochromis aureus, 1824 nucleotides long. RefSeq names its product olfactory receptor 52K1-like. Gene Ontology annotation, biological process: G protein-coupled receptor signaling pathway. The record is from RefSeq and is a predicted model, not a curated record. The transcript is spliced from 3 exons. Gene Ontology annotation, molecular function: olfactory receptor activity; G protein-coupled receptor activity. Lineage: Eukaryota; Metazoa; Chordata; Actinopteri; Cichliformes; Cichlidae. Gene Ontology annotation, cellular component: membrane. The coding region runs from base 1 to 1824 and encodes 607 amino acids.
AUGUUUAAUACCACAUUUAUUCGGCCUGCAAAAUUCUAUCUUGGUGGGUUUUCCAAUAUCCCUCAUAUUAGGUAUUUCUAUAUCUUCCUGUGUUUUGUCUACAUCGUGACUGUUUUGGGGAACGGUUUUCUUCUCUCAGUUAUUUGGCUGGUGAAGACUCUUCAUACUCCUAAAUACAUGGUUGUGUUCAACAUGGCUUUGACAGAUUUGUGUGGGAGCACAGCUCUCAUUCCAAAAGUCUUAGAUACUUUUCUGUUUGACAGGAGAUACAUCGUCUAUGAGGCCUGUUUAAGUUAUAUGUUCUUUGUUAUUUUCUUUGCAAGUGUGCAGUCAUGGACACUUGUCACGAUGGCAUAUGACAGACUUAUAGCCAUUUGUCUCCCUUUAAGGUAUCAUAAUAUUGUGACUGAAACAUCAAUUACUGCAAUUCUGCUGUUUGUAUGGUGUUUUUUUGUAACUGCAAUAGCAACCAUGGUUGGGCUUCUUAAUCGUCUCUCAUUCUGUAGCUCUUUGGUUAUAAACAGCUUUUUUUGUGAUCAUGGACCAGUAUAUCGUUUAGCUUGUAAUGAUAUAUCUAUAAAUCAGAAUUUAGCAUCUGCCAUUGUCAGCAUAAUUCUCAUCAUUCCUCUAGCAUUUAUAGUAGCCACAUAUAUCUGUAUUUCCAUAGCAGUGAGCAGGACUGCAUUCAGAGAGGAACGACUCAGAGCGUUAAAAACUUGUACUUCUCACCUGAUGCUUGUUGCUAUUUUCUUCCUACCAUGGACAGGUACUAAUGUAGCUGCAGUCAGCUCCUACAUUGAUCCUAAUGCCAGAAUGAUAAAUUCUGCAUUGACCCACACCAUACCACCUUUGCUCAAUCCCAUUAUAUAUGCUUUAAAGACAGAAGAAGUGACGAAUGCUAUCAAGAAGCUUUGCAAAAGACAUUAUUUUAAUGCUGGAGUCCAGGGAAACAGCGUCCAUGGAGAGCAGAAGGUCGACCCGGGGGGCGACAGCACAAAAGUUCAUAGUUCGACUGUUCUGGGGGCCGACCACGUGAGAAGUGCCAGUGGCAGCAGAACAGGACUGGAGGCCGGCGGCGUGGAGGCCGGCGGCGUGGAAGACAGCGGCGGCUCUCGAGUGUCGGGCGUACUAGUUGAGACUUGGUGGGCAUUGGAUCAAACGAGGCCAGAUGGUGGCGUGGCAGCCACACGCGACGAUGGAGCCGGACCAGAUGGUGGCGUGGCAGCCACAGGCGACGAUGGAGUCGGACCAGACGGUGGCGUGGCAGCCACAGGUGACGAUGGAGCCGGACCAGACGGCGACGAUGGAGCCGGACCAGGCGACGGCCGAGAAGAGAUGCAGAGCCAGCAGGUGCGGAGACCUCUGGCUCAGCGGACGCUAACUGUAGCUGCACAGGGCACGCAGUCGGCUUGGGAUGCAACGGCUGGGGCUGUGCGGGGCAAACAGUCUGUCCAAGAUGUGUCAGCACCAUGCAGUCCUCAGCUGGCUGAGCAAGCUCACAAAGGCUUCCAGUUGAGGUUGGUAGUGACUGAAUGGGCUGCUGAGCUUUUAACAGGGCUGGUGACUGAGCAAACAACUGAACUAGAGACUGAACUGGUGACAGAACAGGAAACUGGGCUAAUAACUGAGAUAAUGACUGCGCCAUGGAUAGAAGUGCAAGUUGUAGUGGUGGUUGCAGUGAUGGUGGGUCAGCAGGCAGUUGAACUGGUGACUGAGCAGGUGUCAGACUCUUGGCUGCUCUCCUCCGGGGAACAGGAACGGGUGCAGGGCCUGGCCGAACACCACCCAUCCCCACCCGAGGAACAGAUACGGGUGCAGGGAUGA